Molecule: messenger RNA, 686 nt
Organism: Culicoides brevitarsis
Lineage: Eukaryota; Metazoa; Arthropoda; Insecta; Diptera; Ceratopogonidae
Product: ADP-ribose glycohydrolase OARD1-like
Exons: 3
Coding region: 47-592 (181 amino acids)
Biological process (GO): peptidyl-glutamate ADP-deribosylation
Source: RefSeq, a predicted model, not a curated record
CUCUCUCUGUUUGUUCCAAACAAAAUCAUCGAAAGCUGUCAAAAGGAUGUUUUUAAAAAGAUUUCUCACACACAGUACAAAUCAAACCUGUUUAUUCCAAAGAUUUUUCCAGUCAGAUCCUGAUUUUUUAGUUAGAGCAUUCAGCAUGAGUUCCGGCUUCAAAUUUAACGAUAUCGAAGGAGAUUUGUUUUCCUGUCCCAAAGAUUCCAGCUUGGCACAUUGUGUGGCGGCUGAUAUGCGAAUGGGUGCAGGAAUUGCUGUCAAAUUCAAGCAACUUUUCGGCCAAGUGGAUAAAUUGAAGUCUCAGAAUCAACGGGCUGGCGGUGUUGCAGUGCUGAAAGAUGGCGAACGUUACAUUUAUUAUCUCGUCAGCAAGAAUGAGACUUACUCAAAGCCAACAUACCAAGAUUUGAGCUACAGUUUGGAAGCGAUGCGGAAACAUAUGAAGGAAAACAACGUUACAAAGCUGGCAAUGCCUCGUAUUGGUUGUGGAAUCGACGGAUUACAAUGGGACAAAGUUUCCGAUUUGAUAAAAGAGGUUUUUGGCAAGGAAAAUGUCGAGAUCACUAUUUAUACCUUCGUUCCGAAGUAAAAUGAAGAAUUUUUUCGUUCCUUAAAUACUUUAUUUCAACUUUUUUUUGUGAAAUUUCAAACAAAUACAUGAAAAAACUUAUGCAGGCACAACA